This is a messenger RNA of Trichoderma citrinoviride, 2517 nucleotides long. RefSeq names its product P-loop containing nucleoside triphosphate hydrolase protein. NCBI's taxonomy places the organism in Eukaryota, Fungi, Ascomycota, Sordariomycetes, Hypocreales, Hypocreaceae. The coding region runs from base 1 to 2517 and encodes 838 amino acids. The record is from RefSeq and is a predicted model, not a curated record. Gene Ontology annotation, molecular function: ATP hydrolysis activity; ATP binding. The transcript has 7 exons.
AUGACAGUCGAGGAGCUCAACCCAACGACGAAGCACACGAAUUCCAAGAUGAACCAGCCGAAGAGCCAGCAGACGAACCCAGAGACAAACCUGGGCUUCUACAACCGAGUGGUCAAGGAUGAAGGCGACUUCGCAAUUGAAGCUCUCGUCGGCUCCUUCGAUGCUGUCGAAAACGGCAAUGGUGAGAUGCUUCCAGACGACGUCAAUCACAGAGGCUGCGGUCCGCAGACAUCAUUGCCGGCGAAUAAGUUGGGGAUUACAGAACGCAUAUCGAUGGUGAGGAUACGCUCUGCGUCGGUCGUGAGGGCUAUAAUCGAGUUUGGAGGGUACUCGAGGAUGGCGUCGGACAAGUCGUUGGCUGGGAAACAGUUUCUUUUUCCCAGACCGUUCACUUCUUUCUUUUAUUGUCAGAAAGAUAUGAAGAGGAGACUUUCUGUGCUCCAGCGGCGACUUGAAAAAACGGGAUCUGGAUCUGAUAGAUCUGAGACUGCAGCACCGCAGCCUGGCAAGGAAGUCAGUGACCGAGCUCUCAAGAAGCGCGCCGUGGAAGAACUGCAACUCUACAUCGAGUUCGUCGAUUCCUAUAUCAUGCCUCUAUGGAAGCAGUUCGACAAAGUCAGCGAUAAAACCCCACGAGCCGUUUCUUAUAGCGACAUCCCUCUCCUUUUCAAAGCAGGAGAACUCGCAUACGUUCGGCCACCAGUCGAAAUCCGCAACAACCCCAACUCGGGCAUCCAAACUGUUUUUAGGAUGGUCUGCAGCACGCGCGACAGCUGCCGGAGCAAAGGAAACGUUUUCUGGUCCGUUUACUGCCUAGACUACCAGGAUGGAAGCUACAGGGCUUUGCGGAGGAAGAUUCAGUUUCCCCAUUUCGACGGCCUCGCGAGUAUUACCGAGCUGCCGUGCUACCCCCUGAAGUUCCACCCCGAUUGCGAGAGCCUGUUGGCACAUCGGAUUGCCGAGGGCGAGAAGUUUAGGAAGUGCGUCGAGGUUGGCAUUCGCGACAUUUACUACUCUGGCUGGACCCUUGUGACGGGUACCUUGCCGAACUCAUACGAUGGUGGCAAGAUUCCAGAGCCGGAACAUGUUGAGAGCGAAGUCAUCAUCGACUUCAAAGAAGGGCUACGACACCUCCCUUCUGCAUUCUUUGAAACUGGGGACGGACGGCUGGAUGAGCAUCCGUGUGAGGAUGAGAAACCGUAUGAGGCUGAGGCUGGGGAUGCAGCAGAUUGGCCAGAGUACAGAAUCUGGCGAACACUCGGAGGCCGGGAACACCACGAGGGUCAGGAGAAUCUUUUCUACAGAGAAGAUGCGGUACAUCGUAAGACCUGGCAAGAAAUAGAGAAGCGAGACAAGUUUCUCACAAGCAACGGAAACAGCGCAGGCGCGGACUUCACAGGCCAAGAUCUCGCCAUCCUCCCAAAGCGCGUCCCGGGCUACGUCCUCCGCGAACGCAAAUUCGCCAUCCUCGACGUCAUGAACUUUGAAACCAACCGCGCGACCGAAAAGGCCAGCCUAGACGUCGUUCAGAUGCCCCCCGAGCAUAAGCGCAUCAUCAAAUCCGCCGUGGCAGCGCACUUCCAGAAGCGCCACCGCGAACGAAGCCACCGCACCACCAGCCACGGCGUCGACAUCGUCCGUGGCAAAGGCAACGGCCUCAUACUCCUCCUCCACGGCCCGCCAGGGACGGGCAAGACACUCACAGCGGAGGCGGUCGCUCUAGAGAACAAGAAGCCCCUGUUUCCCAUUACGUGUGGAGAUUUGGGGUUUACGCCGGACAAGGUGGAACAGUCGCUCAAGGAUAUCUUUCGGUACGCGCACCUGUGGGAUUGUAUCUUGUUGCUGGAUGAGGCGGAUGUGUUUUUGACCAGGAGAAAUGUUACGGACAUCCAGCGGAACGCGCUCGUCUCGGUCUUUCUCAGAGUGUUGGAGUACUACAGCGGCAUCCUCUUCUUGACAACGAACCGCGUCGGCGCAAUCGAUGAAGCAUUCCGCUCUCGAAUCCACAUCAGUCUAAACUACAAGUACCUCGACUGCGAAGACACAAUCGCCAUUCUUGACACGCACCUCGGGCGUCUCCCUCGCCGCCACCCCAAGUCCGCCAACAAUGGAGUAGAGGAACCCCGGAUGAUUGUGAGGGACCACGAAAUCCGCUCUUACAUUCGCCAAGAAUGGCACAAGUACGCCAAAACACAUAAUCGAGAACGAGGGCCAUGGAACGGACGCCAGAUACGUAAUGCAGUGCACGUCGCCACCUGUCUUGCCAUAUACGAGAGCCAACUCGACAACAGCCGCGAUAUCGUGGUGCUUACAGCAGAUCACUUCCGAACAGUAGGCAAAACAACCGACGAAUUCGACGAUUACAUGAAGCGAGUGCGUCGAGCGGAUGCUGAUACAAUGGCGAGGAUGGCUGGCGAGCGGGAUGACUUUGACGAUGACGAGGCAUAUGAGAUGGCGCGCUUUGAGGGCUUCAACCCCACAACGACGAAGGCGAGUAUGGAGAUGAGCCAGAACUAG